AUGCCUGUAGACACAUCAAGUGAGGAAGGAUCCCUCAACCAUGUGGCCAGGGACGAGCUGUCCAACAGGGGACUGUCCUUCACCAACCCGCACAGCAGAUUUCUUAAUACUCGUGCUUUUGUGCCAAGUUCUACACGUGCAAACUACCCAGCCAAGGGCCUUCAGUUACAACCCACCAAGGUGUUCGGGACAUAA
This is a messenger RNA of Prunus armeniaca (apricot), 195 nucleotides long. Lineage: Eukaryota; Viridiplantae; Streptophyta; Magnoliopsida; Rosales; Rosaceae. The record is from the annotation of a GenBank genome assembly.